CCUCAUCUCUUCUUUUGCUAUUCAAGAUAACCGUACAAACUCUCAAAACUCAUAGCUAAGUCCACUUUAUGAUGGCGAAGUGCAUUGGUGUAGGAGAUGCCAAUCCUGAUAUCGCAGGAAUUGGGAUUCUUCUCUCUUUCUGCAUCCAAGCAGCCUUUACCUUUGUCAUCUCAAUAGUCGCAUUCGCAUUCGACUUGAACUAUAUAAAGCUCAGAAGGCUUCGAGCACGACAGGCAAUGGACAAUGGAGGGGUAGCACUCCUAGAAAUGCCGAAGAUAUGGCAUCGUGAUGUUCAUACUUGGUAUCAACUUCAGGAGACUACGAAGGCGCUGCUUGAAAAGAAUAGUGAUAUACAAACUGCGACUGGGCUCGCGCUGUUGGUCAGUGCUUUGGCCCAAGUGAAAACUCUAUCAUUCUACCAUAUGCACCUGGUCUACGACACAGUAUCAUUGGUAGCAAUCUCGAACUGUGCAGCUCUUGUGUCUUCCCUGGACUCAAGUGUUGCAGGGACCAUCCGCUACCUUUCAAUCGCUUUGUGGGCUAUCCUCUACUUGACUUACACAUCCCUAUUUGGGGUUCGUUUACAAUCUUGGGAUUACAACAAUCCAGGCCAUUGCUAUAACACACAUCGUCUUUCUACCCCCAAUGCCAAGCAUCCCCUUGUCGAUGACAUAUACAUCAGCUUCACAUGUCUCUAUGUGUUUUAUACACUUAUCAUCGCCGCUUUCAAAUUGUCCCCUUUCUGGGUUUACAACUUUUCCUUUCAAUUGCUCGCUUCUUCAAUUGGACAAGAUUUGCCGAAAGAAUCGCGGAGAAAAAGGUCACCCAAGAAAUUAUCUAAGAGCAAGAGAUCGCUGAAAGACCUGCAAGAUAACAAUUUUCUUCAGUAUUCAGUCAUCUCUGUUGCGUUCCUCCAAUUCCCGCUGCACGCCUACUCAACCUUCACUUUGAGGAGAUCAAAUGAAAGUCUGUUGAAUAGUAGCAACGUUGAGCAAGCAUGGGGCUUCAGUCAAGUUGGUGCUAUGGUGCUUUUAGCUCCCAAUUUGAUUGGAAUUAUUAUUGCCGUACAUAAAUAUCUCAGAUGGGAAUCGCGCGAGCACGGGAAUAUCGAUAAUCUCUCUGCGGCAGAUAUGAAGAAACGCGAAGAAGACGCGACACAACUCGAAGAAGAUAUAGGGGAGCUUCGACUUGAACAGGAACAUAAAGAAGGACUUCGUCGUGUGCAGGAACGAUGGGAGAGUCGAUUUUUCAACCGCCGUGUCUUACAGGACGUGGAGUUGGAACCAGAAGGGGAGCAGGCUCAAACGAAGAGAGUGGAGCAACAAGGUAAAUCAGGAGGCGUUUAACUGCAAGCAGGAAAAGCUUAAAGGUUUGGAGGUGGGAGAGGACGAGAGUCCAAGCGCGUCUGCUGGUUGGUGGUCAGGAUGUCGAAGGCAGGAGGAAUAUCAUGAGCGCAUCACCAUCAGUUUUCUCAAGUACUAAACUUCUCAUUUUGCUACGCUAUAUCUUGUGCGUUAUUGUUUACUUAGCCCGUCAUCUAUAUAUCUCCU
Molecule: messenger RNA, 1550 nt
Organism: Mollisia scopiformis
Lineage: Eukaryota; Fungi; Ascomycota; Leotiomycetes; Helotiales; Mollisiaceae
Exons: 5
Coding region: 69-1346 (425 amino acids)
Source: RefSeq, a predicted model, not a curated record